UGCUUGAAAUGGAAGUGCCGCGGCAUGCUGCCGAUUUAAAGAGGAAAUAAGUAGGCAAAAUAAUGUGAAACCGAACUCGACGUAGAAGAGGAAUGCUGGACACAGCUUUCGAGGAAUAGGACAGGAAUAGUACGUUGUCCUUCGCCGAUGCAAAAGUGGUAUCGGUGUUUACAUAGAAAGCGGGAAUUAAACGUUCAUGCUGUCAUCAUGCCUUACACGAUAAGGUGAAUGGGUAAAGCGACGAUUGCGAGGCGGCGGUGUUCGUCACAUACGAAUCGGACCCGUACACGAGUGCUGUUCGACCGCGGGUGGUUUGCAGGGCGUUUAAUCGGAGCCGGUUGUACCUCGUGUGUCACUCGCGAUCUAGAGACGACGCUCACAGUAAUCAGAGGAAUUUAACCUUCGCGCGACAUUCGGGACGAUCGGACGGUCGGAGGGAAAGGAGUGGUGCGCAUUGUGCCAUUAGUUGUCAAGUGGUUUUAAAAAGAAGCGGAGCCGACGACGCGGGAAGAUGCUGCCGCCGCGAAUACUCGGUCUGCUGGUGAUUCUCCUCGCCGUGCAGGGUCUAUGUAAACCAACCAAGAGUACCGAGGGCGAGGAUUAUGAGGACGAUCCGCCCUUUGACGAGGAAGACGAGGACGAUGAGGAUGUUGAUGAUGCCGAUUUUCUCGGUCCGCAACCGCAAAUCUUAUCGCUGCCCACAAGUGUUCGCGUAACGGAAGGGAGUACUGCUAUGUUAAACUGCAACGUGAUUCACGCAGAGAAACACGCAGUCGCGUGGAUGAAGGACAAAGAGUAUCUGUACGUCGAUUCGGAUUCGUACACGUCGGACUCCAAGAGGAUCAUUCGACUGCCGAACAACACACUGGUGAUCUACAACGCGACGAUCAGCGAUUCCUCCGACAAUUACGAGUGUAUCAUCGUGCGAAAACAGAACAUCGUGCUCACCCACCGUCUGCGGGUCGACCCUAAAGGGCCACAGUCUGUUGCGGUCCCACCGCAGCCUAUAGCCCCGCAGCAGCCUGUGACUUCGCAGCAGCCUGCAACCCCUCAGCAACCCGUAGCCCCGCAACAAUCCACGGUGCCAUCAGAGCCAGUCGGCCCGCCGCAACAUUCGCACCGGACACUUAUACGCGUGAUGCCCAAAAAGAGGAUAGAUGUGAAUCAGGGACUAAGCGUCACGUUCGGCUGCGAGACGAACAUGCAGCCCCCGCCUGAAAUUAAGUGGUUCGUCGAGAACAAAAAGCUGAAUAACGAUCCCGAUGUGGUGGUGAACAACAAUUACAUCACGAUAAGGAAAGUGAACAAAACACACAGCGGUCUGUAUCAGUGUCUCGCUGAAGACGGCUCCUCGGAUCCGGCGAUAGAAGCGAUCACUCUCGUUGUGAAUUACGCACCUGAGAUAGAGGCGAAGAGGAGCGUGGUGCACACCGGCACCGGUAUCGAGUCGGAUAUGACGUGCAUCGUGAGCGCUUAUCCGAAGGCCAUAAUCAAGUGGUACAAAGAUAACAAGGAGAUCACGCAGAAGAAGGGAUUGAUAAUCCUGCAUCACGGUGACAUGAAAGAUAACAGGACCAAGCACAUACUGAAGAUCCUGCAUACCACAGAGCAGGACUUAGGCGAGUACAAGUGUAGCGCGCAAAAUUCCAUCGGCCUGAACUACAAGAGUAUCAAGCUUACAGGUACGCCUUCGCAAGCGAAACCGAUAGGCGCCGAGAUGACCAAUGACGACACGGGAAUAAUUCUCAAGUGGCGUCUGGAGAGUUAUUCACCAAUCAACGAGUACAAGCUGCAGUAUCGUCGCAGAGGCGACGAAAACUGGAGCGUCGCUGAGCCCGAGGUCAAGAAUGGAAAAGGAAAUCAGUUUAUCGUGGAGCAACCGAUCAAAGAGCUUGAACCCGGAUCCUACGAGGCGAUCCUUUUAGCUAGGAAUUCCUUCGGAUGGUCUCCACCGUCCGAGCCGCACCUGUUCGCCGGUGACUACCCGCCCGAAAUGGCACGGAAAGAAGGAAACUCAGCUAUCCAAAUUCGACCGCCCGGAAUUCUUUUAGCUUUCAUCCUAGUCGUUUUAUCUUGUGCCUUCACAAGUCUGUAACUUACUUAAACUGUGUAAACUACGUAGGUAAUUUGCUGCAGCCAAAGCAUACACCAGCAAACGUCAUGGUGGGUUUAAUAAAGUAAGAACACUUAGGAGAGAGACGCACGCACGUCAGUCGAGUGCGAGCUUCGUCACCCGGAUAUGCGUCCUGCAGUUUUUCUGCGUAAGCGCUACGCGUGUAAUUUACUUUGUCUUAAAUUCUUCUCGAGCGGGCAUUAUCAUGCAAAAUGUUUAAGUGAACUAUAUAUAUUGUUACGUGCGUUUUUGUAUAGCCAGAAUUUUGUAGCAUUAGCCUUUUUUUACAUUGUGUGUGGCGUACACACAUACACACACACACACACACACACACACGCAUACGUAUACAUACACAGAGCUCGCCUAGGUGUUCCAUGAAGACGCGUUGUAAAGGAAACGAGCAUUUCAAUGGUACUCCGUAAAAUAACGGAUAAUUAUUAAGGGGUAUUGUACUUUAAAAUAGACGUAUAUAUUUAUAUCUAUCUAUCUAUCUAUUUCUCUCUCUUUCUCUCUCUCUCUCUCUAUCUUUCUAUCUUUCUCUCUAUGUAUCUAUCUAUCUGCACACGCGCACACACGGGUGCGUACACAAUACAUACGCGACGCCGUGUGUACGCGUACAACGUAUACACGUAACAUAGUAUUCACUGUACAUGCAUAAGAGCUCAGAGAUACACAAUCAUUAUUAUAAUUUAUUUUUGUAUGCUUAAGAUUAUAUUAGAGACACGUGUUCAAAGAUGUCGCGCUUUUUGGUGCCAUGUACACACGGCCAUGUACACGCCUCCUCGGUGAAUCCUGUACAGAGCUGUAAAUACGGCAUCUUUAUGGGGAAGAAAAGGAAGAAAACAAAAAUAUGUCCGCAGUGAGAAAUAUGCACGCGUGAGAAAGAGCAUGUACCUAUAUAAUUACGAUAUAUGAUAGCGGAGAAGUAACGUUAUAUAUAGAGAGUAUAUACAUUAUUAUAUGAUGUGUAACGUGCGACGUGUAUACGCGGAAUACUAUACGGAGUUGGAAGCAAUCAUACCGACGAUCGUCGUGCAAGAAGAAUUAUCCUUAACGUUAUGUCUCCCCAUGCCCCGUAUGUUUGCUCCCAACGUGAAGGCGAGUUUCUUUUUUUUUUGUUUUAAUUUACGCCUAUGAAUGCGAGUAAGUGUGCGUGUGAGACGAACAAGUGGCGAGCAUGCGAGGAUAUCGUUCUAUUAGCGUUUUUUCCAUAAAAGUUUUCGCUAGCUUUCGUCGCGCUAUGAGAGAUAUGUUGUUAUAUUGAUUUAUAUAAUUAAUGUUACGUACACGCACACACACGCGCGCACACGCACGCACGCACGCACGCAUGCGCACACACACACACACACACACACACACACGGAGUAUUUUACGAUCGUAACAGAAAACUGCCCGUGUUAGAAAUGGUGUACUCGACGUAGAUGUAAACUGUCAGACUUUACGAAGGCUAUUUCUCUUGUAUUUGUACGCAUAGCAAUACGCUUAUAUACAUAAUUUUUGUCGUCUAUAAAAUCAUAGUUUAUUUCGCGUCUGAAACAUUCAUUAUUUUGAGCAAUUGGAAUUAUAUAUUAGUGAACUCAUUAUCACAAAAUCGUAUUGUUACUCGUCUGUCGUAUCAUUGCAAUAACGCAUUGCCGAUGUUGAUUGGGAAUUUUAAUAAAGAAAAACUGCAGAUAUUUAGCAACGUUGAGGCAUAAUUCUCUACUGUGCUUAUUUCAUUACGUCGAGUAUAUCAUGACACUUUAAAUUCGUAGACCUUUUAUUCACAAUUCUAUGAUUUCGCUGAACGCGAGAUUUAUGAGCGGAAUUAUAAAAAAAAUUACUUAGUUCUGGAAAAGAUGCGAAUAAUUACAUGUUGAAAAAUGGAAAAAAAUAUAUAUAUAUAUUCCUAUUAUUGCCAACCGAUUAAUUAAUUUCGGCUUCUUGAAAUGUGUAUUUAACAAAAAAGAACGAAAGUAAUUAUAUUUGAAGCUGUAUAAUAGUAUGCACAUAUUGUACUUUAUGUUUAUACAUCUUUUCCAUGAUCUAUUGCUUGUAUAUCAAACAUGGACGUUUCAAUUUGAGUGCGUAACUAAAUUUAUGUACAUACAUACAUACAUAAAAGUUUAUUUUAGUACAUGUCGAUAAUAUAUUUAAGAAAAGAUAUUAGUCAAGAUGCUUACGAGACAUUAUGUUGAUAUGCAACACUCCUGAUGUGCAUAUAAAUAUAGCUUCUACCGUUGCCUUAAUCAAUUUAACAUGUACAAUCAAGAAUAAUGAAAGGUACAUUAAUUCAUAAGAUUAUACUUGCUGAUGGGUAAUAAAGUACAUCGAGAUACAUUGUAUUGCAAAUUAGUGUAGCUACAUUUCAAGCAAAUUGGUACAUGAAAUUGAUGGAAUGUAUUAAGAAGUUUUAAAGAUAUGUAGAAAAUUAUUUAAGAUUCCAAAAAUGUCUUAAAUAUUUAAAAUGAGAUGCCUUGA
This is a messenger RNA of Dinoponera quadriceps, 4573 nucleotides long. Its product is annotated as limbic system-associated membrane protein-like. The record is from RefSeq and is a predicted model, not a curated record. Gene Ontology annotation, molecular function: protein binding. The coding region runs from base 512 to 2095 and encodes 527 amino acids. NCBI's taxonomy places the organism in Eukaryota, Metazoa, Arthropoda, Insecta, Hymenoptera, Formicidae. The transcript has 12 exons.